Messenger RNA from Saccoglossus kowalevskii, 458 nucleotides. RefSeq names its product cadherin-23-like. Gene Ontology annotation, molecular function: calcium ion binding. Gene Ontology annotation, biological process: homophilic cell-cell adhesion. The record is from RefSeq and is a predicted model, not a curated record. Gene Ontology annotation, cellular component: plasma membrane. NCBI's taxonomy places the organism in Eukaryota, Metazoa, Hemichordata, Enteropneusta, Harrimaniidae.
UUCUGUGAUGGAAGUAUUUGCAAUAGAUGGAGAUAGAGGUGUUCCGCGGCAGAUAUAUUAUGAGAUUGUUUCUGAAGACAACGAAACAGAUUCUUUCUGGGUUGAUACGGUGCCAGAUGAUGGUGGCAAUAAUAUUGGUAUUAUAUAUACUUCAGUGGGGCUGGACCGGGAAGCUGAAGGGCUCGUCAAUGGUCUCAUGACACUCAAUUUAUCAGCCAUAGAGGAAGAUAGUGGUGAUGAUCCAAUACAUGAAAUUACAACAUUUACACAAGUUACUAUAACUGUGUUGGAUGAAAAUGACGAAGCACCGUAUUUCGAUCAGCUCUCUUAUAGUGGGAGUAUUCAGGAAAACUCUCAAAACGAGCUUGUUGUGAAUGACAUCACAAUGAUUGUCAUAGAUCCCUGACUCGACUCUAGAAGGAGCAUCGUUCAACCUUAGUAUCAUUAACAAUGACGAC